Molecule: messenger RNA, 420 nt
Organism: Aspergillus steynii IBT 23096
Lineage: Eukaryota; Fungi; Ascomycota; Eurotiomycetes; Eurotiales; Aspergillaceae
Exons: 2
Coding region: 1-420 (139 amino acids)
Source: RefSeq, a predicted model, not a curated record
AUGCCGCUCUUCCGGCAGCAACAAGAAGUUCUACACAGAAGGCAACUCCGCCAGAAGCAUGGAGAACAUAUCGUCAACACCGCCCUGAUCACCUUCCUCCAGUCCAUCAAGGAGCUCAUCCCGGAGGCGACGAAGCACUGGUCGGCCGAACAGGUAUCUUUCAAGGCCAAUUUUGGCACCGGAAACCGGCGACCAUGGCGCGUUUUGGUAGCCCAGGACGGACCAGAGCUGUACGUCUCUUUCCUGGAAUAUGGCCUGGCCUGGGAGGAGUAUAUCACUAAGAACAGAGUUGGUAGCAUCUUCCCCGUGCCAGCCGUCAACCUAGCCAGAGUCUGGACAUAUGGCCCAUGGACAGUCGAUGACGUGCAGGGCAUGCUAGGUUUUGCCAAGAUUAUUCUGGCCAUUUUGCUCCACCCUUAG